AUUGGUCAACAAAAUCUAGAAACAUGGCGUGUCUCCAUGUUAUCUUGGUGACGUUUGCGCUGAUGUUGGGUGGACCAGGCUAUGGAAAUGCGUCUACUAGAGACCUAGACGGUUACCGUUACCGGACGUUCACAACUGAACGUAACUACGACCAGGCGCAGGCGACUUGUGUGUCAUAUGGUGGACAUCUGGCACAUAUCAAAAGUUCCCGUCAGCAGAGUGUUCUCGCAAAUAUGGCAGCGGUAGACGGGGGUGAAAGCUACUGGAUCGGUCUCACAGAUAGACAGUCGGAGGGCGCUUGGCGUUGGACCGACGGAACACGUGCGUAUUACACCAACUGGUCUCCGGAAAACCCAGACAAUGGAGACGGAAAUCAGGACUGUGCGAAUUUGUGGAACAAAUAUGACUUCACACAUUGGGACGAUCUGCAGUGUGAUUUUUGGAUAAACUUUAUCUGCCAGACAGACAUCAACGAGUGCUCCAGUAACAACGGAGGAUGUGACCACAACUGUGUGAACACUGACGGGAGCUACCGCUGUACAUGUCGGAAUGGAUACCAGCAAUCUGGAUCAAGAUGCAUCGACAUAAACGAGUGCUCCAGUAACAAAGGAGGAUGUGACCACAACUGUGAGAACACUGUGGGGAGCUACGACUGUACCUGUCGGGAUGGGUACCAGGAAUCUGGAUCAAGAUGCAUCGAUGUGAAUGAAUGCCACAACAACAACGGAGGCUGCAGUCACAACUGUGAGAACGAUGUAGGGAGCUACCAUUGUACCUGUCGGGAUGGAUACCAGCUGUCUGGCUCAACUAAUUGCACUGACAUCGACGAAUGUGCCAGUGACCCGUGUCGCAAUGAAGGAACCUGCCAGGACCUGAUAAAUAAGUACAGAUGUGACUGUUCACCAGGAUGGACCGGUGUCACAUGCGAAGCAGAUGUGAAUGAAUGCGACGCCAAUAACGGACAGGGCUCUUGCGACCCUAAUAACGGCAUCUGCCAGAAUUCUCCAGGAAGCUACAAAUGCUGGUGCAAGGUUGGAUUCGACCUAAAGGAAGACCAGCACGGGUGCAAAGAUACUGACGAGUGUCUGGACAACGAUGGAAGAGGCCCGUGUGAUCACAUCUGUACGGACAUGUUUGGGAGUUACCGCUGUUCUUGUAGAGACGGAUACAGCACAGGGUCUGAUGGCUUCUCAUGUGUUGAUAACGAUGACUGCAGAUCCUACCCUUGUGAAAAUGGAGCGACCUGCCUUGAUGGAGGCGGAAACUACACUUGCCAAUGCCUGAGUGGAUUCAAAGGCGACAACUGUGAAUUCGCCCCAUGCAGUGAGGACUUCCCACCACCUGAGCACGGCUCCGCCACCUGUGCUGCUACCACCAGCGGCGGGCAGUUCUGCACAGUCGCCUGCGAAUCCCAACACGAGUUCGCCUGCACACCUGCUGACGGUUACAGCUGCGACCUGGCGGGUCAGUGGCAUGAGCUGGGCCGGACAACAUGUCCCGAUAGGCUGACGGAAAACGCACCCUGGCCGGACUGUUCGAGGUCACAUUACACAGGAUACCCUCGACAAAAGAGUGAGGUGGAUUUCUAUUUCGACGGAGACUGCCAAAGCAACAAUGCCAACAUCAUACAGAUGUUCGAGCGCCUGUUCAACACACUUGAUGGAGCAGCAACCUCGGGAUCAGGAACGUGCAACAUUGAGAACGUCAACGUGGCAUGUGGCAGCACUACGCGGUCUGUAGCAUACCCCAGAUCUGGCCCUGGUUUUGUUGUGCAGUUUGACAUCGUCGCCGUCAGCACCCUGCCAGCUGACCAGAUCACGGCUGUGGAUCAGGGCGAUCUCAUGUUUCUUCUCGGAGGCACUGCCUACGAGAUUGAAGACAAAAUCUACUCUGGAGAAUUCUUCAUGACCAUAGACGGCAGACGUGCAGAAGGCUUGUAUUUUGCAAUGACGGCCCCACCAGCAUUCGAAGCUGACUGCCAAGACGGGCAAAUGACUGUGAUUGAGAACUUCUCCGCUUACUGCCUGGAAUGUCCCAAAGGGACAUUCAAACCGGCUGACAACACAUCCUGUGUGAAGUGUGACUACCAGGAGUACCAGGACGAGGAAGGACAGUCUUCCUGCAAGUUUUGUCCUGCUGGAACAAACGCCGUCUUCAGAGGAGCGAAGGACAUCGCAGACUGCACAGCCCAUUGUGUGGGAGAUGAGUCACCUUGUGCCGACUGCCAUCUUGUUAGUGGGAGCUUCCGCUGCAAGUGUGCUAAUGGAUGGGUGGGCUCGAGUGAUGGCCUGGUCUGUGGACGUGAUGGUGACAUGGACGGUUUCUCCGAUGCCCCCAUCUCAUGUGGAAAUGAGACAUGCAUCUUGGACAACUGCCCAGGAGAGCACAACCCUGACCAAUUGGACAUGGACAAUGAUGGGAAGGGAGACGUGUGUGAUGAUGACAUAGACGGCGAUGGUGUUUCGAACGACCAGGAUAACUGCCCGAUGGAUCCCAACCCUGACCAGAUCGACUCGGACGGUGAUGGCAUCGGAAGCCUGUGUGACAACUGUGUCUCUACACCCAACCCUGGCCAGGCCAACAGCGGUGACGGUGCAACAGGAGACGCCUGUAGGGCAGUGUUGGAAGAGGUCAUCGCUAAGCUUUGCGAGAACCUGCCUGACGGAUCGUUCCGCCCCCACCCGCACGACUGCUCCAUGUACGUGCAGUGUCACCAGGCGGGACAUGACGCUGUGUUCAACUGCCCUCCGGCCACCCGCUGGAGCCAGGAACUGCUCACCUGUGCCAGUUCGGAUCAGGUCACUUGUGGCUAGGAGCAGAGGCAACACCAUCGACCAGCCGAAGCUGACUUAGGAGAGACGCUCUCUCCGAUCAUGGAUCUUUUACGGCUUUCAAAAGAGCUACGCUAUAGAGGAAACUAGUUAUUCGCGCAAAUUCUCCCUUGCUUGCUAUUUCACUUGAAUAAACAGUUGGCUACUAAAACUCAA
Branchiostoma floridae (Florida lancelet) is the source of this 2987-nucleotide messenger RNA. RefSeq names its product fibropellin-1-like. Gene Ontology annotation, cellular component: extracellular region. Gene Ontology annotation, biological process: cell adhesion. Lineage: Eukaryota; Metazoa; Chordata; Leptocardii; Amphioxiformes; Branchiostomatidae. The record is from RefSeq and is a predicted model, not a curated record. Gene Ontology annotation, molecular function: calcium ion binding; chitin binding. Bases 24 to 2813 code for a protein of 929 amino acids. The transcript has 20 exons.